AUGCCUCAGCUUCGCCUCCUUGCAUCGGAUUUCUUCGUUUCCUUCUUGUGGGUUUGGUCUGGAUGCCUGCUGAGGUGCUUAGCGUUCUGGUUUUUGGGUUCGGGAAACAGCCCCAUUGUUCUUCUCAUCAAAGGCUCAAUCGCAGUACCCUAUCUCGUUUUCUUCGCCUGGGUGGGCAAGACUACAAACGGAGGCUCUUACAACCCGCUUAUUGUUCUCUGCUACGCUAUAUCUGGGAAUUUCGCUGUUUUCCUCUUUUCGGUUCUUGCUAGAAUUCCUGCUCAAGUUGUUGGAUCAGUUGUUGGAGUUUGGUUAGCUAAGUCAACCUUUCCUGGAGCAUUUCAUGGGCCAAUAUUGAAUGCUGAUAUUCACCGAGGAACAUUCACAGAGGGAUUUCUUACAUUUGUAAUCGUAAUUAUUGUUCUAAUUUUGAAGAAGAAAGAUCUUGGAAGUUCUGCAAAAAGAAUCUGGAUAUCAAGUGUUUCCAAAGUUAUUCUUCACCUUCUUGGUUCUGACAUUACUGGUGGCAUCAUGAAUCCUGCUACUGCCUUUGGCUGGGCAUAUGCUGAGGGAACGCAUGUUUCGAAGGAGCAUAUAUGCGUGUAUUGGCUUGCCCCCAUUGAAGCAACUGUAUUAGGGGUGUGGGCAUGCAGUAUAUUAAUUAAUCCGUUAAGGUUCAAGUUGCAUCAUGGAAAAAUUUGUGCAGAGUUUAAAUUGGACUAA
Dendrobium catenatum is the source of this 723-nucleotide messenger RNA. RefSeq names its product probable aquaporin SIP2-1. The record is from RefSeq and is a predicted model, not a curated record. Lineage: Eukaryota; Viridiplantae; Streptophyta; Magnoliopsida; Asparagales; Orchidaceae. The transcript is spliced from 3 exons. The coding region runs from base 1 to 723 and encodes 240 amino acids. Gene Ontology annotation, biological process: transmembrane transport. Gene Ontology annotation, molecular function: channel activity. Gene Ontology annotation, cellular component: membrane.